Molecule: messenger RNA, 5572 nt
Organism: Carassius auratus (goldfish)
Lineage: Eukaryota; Metazoa; Chordata; Actinopteri; Cypriniformes; Cyprinidae
Product: sarcoplasmic/endoplasmic reticulum calcium ATPase 2-like
Exons: 23
Coding region: 435-3608 (1057 amino acids)
Biological process (GO): calcium ion transport
Cellular component (GO): membrane
Molecular function (GO): ATP hydrolysis activity; ATP binding; P-type calcium transporter activity
Source: RefSeq, a predicted model, not a curated record
AUGUCGCUCAGUGACCUAGUAUUAAAUAAAGCGACGGUUAUGUGGAAAGGAGGUAGCGGUGGAUUAUAGCAUCGGCUUGGCAAUUUUAAAUACUACCGGUACAUUCAGGAAGACUUGUCAGCGUCGAAAAUUUACAAAAAAAAAAUCAGUCAUUCAUCCCACAGUAAAUUAUUUUUGUAUAAUAUUCCGGAUCAUGCUGAAAUCUGAAGGAAAACGUAUAGCAGAAAAUCCUCACUUGCCUUGAGCAGCGCUGCAGUGCGAUCUCUGCCUCUCCGUCCGACUGGAUUUCAUCAGCAGAUCGAUCUACAACAGCACACACCGCAUUGGGUUUUAACUGGGAUAUAUUCUCUCUUGUCGCGGUUUAGCAAAUCGGUUUGGUGUAACUGAAGUUAUUGGUUUGCAGAGGACCGAAUUAACGUUACAAUUAAACUGGGAUGGACAAUGCCCAUACAAAGACGGUUGAGGAGGUGCUGGGAUAUUUCGGUGUCAACGAGACAACGGGACUGAGCUCUGAGCAAUUAAGGAAGAGCAGAGAAAGAUGGGGCCCCAAUGAGUUACCUGCAGAAGAAGGUAAGUCACUAUGGGAACUUGUUCUGGAGCAGUUUGAGGAUCUGCUAGUUCGGAUUCUUCUCCUUGCUGCCUGUAUUUCCUUUACUCUGGCCUGGUUUGAGGAAGGGGAAGGAACAAUCACAGCCUUCGUAGAGCCAUUUGUCAUUCUCCUCAUUCUUAUUGCCAAUGCCAUUGUAGGAGUGUGGCAGGAGCGUAAUGCAGAAAAUGCCAUUGAAGCCCUAAAACAAUAUGAGCCUGAAAUGGGGAAGGUGUACAGACAGGACAGGAAGAGUGUUCAGAGGGUCAGAGCCAGGGAGAUUGUGCCUGGAGACAUUGUGGAGGUGGCUGUUGGUGAUAAAGUCCCAGCAGACAUCCGACUGACCUCCAUACGCUCUACUACUCUGAGAGUGGACCAGUCCAUCCUGACGGGGGAGUCUGUAUCCGUCCUGAAACACACAGACCCAGUGCCUGACCCCCGUGCCGUCAACCAGGAUAAGAAAAACAUGCUCUUUUCUGGGACAAACAUUGCAGCAGGGCGAGCGAUAGGUGUUGUUGUGGCCACGGGGGUGCAUACAGAGAUCGGGAAGAUCAGAGAUGAGAUGGCAGCCACCGAUCCAGAGAGAACCCCUCUACAGCAGAAACUAGACCAGUUUGGAGAGCAACUCUCUAAGGUGAUCACAGUGAUCUGUGUGGCGGUUUGGGGCAUUAACAUCGGUCACUUCAGUGAUCCAGUGCACGGAGGCAGCUGGCUGCGUGGAGCUGUGUACUACUUUAAGAUCGCAGUCGCUCUGGCUGUAGCCGCCAUCCCUGAGGGUCUUCCUGCUGUCAUUACCACAUGCCUGGCUCUAGGCACACGCCGCAUGGCCCGCAAAAAUGCUAUAGUCCGUUCCCUCCCAUCAGUAGAGACACUUGGCUGUACCUCUGUCAUCUGCUCUGACAAAACAGGCACUCUUACAACCAACCAGAUGUCAGUCUGCAGGAUGUUUAUUGUGGACAUCGUGGGAGGUGAGAGGUGUUUACUGAACGAAUUUACAAUAACUGGAUCUACUUACGCCCCUGAAGGAGAAGUGUAUAAGGACGGUGUAAUGGUAUGCUGCAGUCAGUAUGAAGGGCUGGUGGAAAUGGCCUCUAUCUGUGCCCUGUGUAAUGACUCUUCACUGGAUUACAGCGAGAGUAAAGGUGUGUAUGAGAAAGUGGGAGAAGCGACUGAGACGGCUCUCUGUUGUCUGGUGGAGAAGAUGAACGUGUUUGACACAGACCUGAGAGGCCUCUCGCCUGCUGAAAGAGCCACUGCCUGCUGUUCAGUGAGUCAUAAGCAGUUAAUGAGGAAAGAGCUGACUCUGGAGUUUUCUCGAGACAGAAAGUCCAUGUCUGUUUUCUGCUCUCCAAACAAACUCACUCGCUCUGCUUCAGGUGCCAAGAUGUUUGUCAAGGGGGCACCAGAGAGUGUGCUGGAGCGUUGCCGCUGGAUACGGGUAGGAGGUGGUACACGGGUACCACUGACCUCUGACCUAAGGGAGCAGCUCUUAAGCACAGUAAGAGAGUGGGGCUCAGGACGUGAUACACUUCGCUGCCUUGCCAUGGCAACUAGAGAUUCACCCCCUGACCCUCGAACCCUGAACUUAGAGAACUCUGCAGCCUUCACAGAAUAUGAGUCGGACUUGACAUUCGUAGGCUGUGUUGGAAUGUUAGAUCCACCCAGGAAGGAAGUGUUGAAUGCAGUGCGUAUGUGCAGACAGGCUGGUAUACGGGUCAUUAUGAUCACAGGUGACAAUAAGGGCACUGCCCUGUCUAUCUGUCGUCGAGUGGGCAUCAUUACUGAACAGGAGGAAGAGGAGGCUGAAGGUGGGCCAUAUGGCAGCGGCCUCACAGGACGGGAGUUUGAUGAGCUGCCUCCCCACCUGCAGCGAGAGGCCUGCCGCACCGCCCGCUGUUUCGCCCGCGUUGAGCCAACGCACAAGAGCCGCAUUGUAGAAUAUUUGCAAAGCCUCAGUGAUAUCACAGCGAUGACGGGCGAUGGUGUGAAUGAUGCCCCAGCUUUGAAGAAGGCUGAGAUUGGCAUUGCUAUGGGCUCAGGCACGGCUGUGGCUAAAUCUGCUUCAGAGAUGAUCUUGGCAGACGAUAACUUCUCAACCAUCGUAGCUGCAGUGGAGGAGGGCCGUGCCAUUUACAACAACAUGAAACAGUUCAUCCGUUACCUCAUUUCUUCUAACAUUGGAGAGGUAGUCUGUAUUUUCCUCACCGCUGCUUUGGGAAUGCCCGAGGCUCUGAUCCCAGUCCAGUUGCUGUGGGUCAAUCUGGUGACGGAUGGUUUCCCAGCUACUGCUCUCGGCUUCAACCCCCCUGACCUGGACAUCAUGUCCAGACCCCCACGCUCACCUAGAGAACCACUCAUUUCAGGCUGGCUCUUCUGCAGAUACCUCAUCAUCGGCUGUUAUGUAGGGGCAGCAACUGUUGGAGCUGCUGCCUGGUGGUUCAUGGCGGCUCAUGAUGGACCAAAGCUCAAUUUCUACCAGCUGUCUCACUAUCUGCAGUGCAGUGAAGGUCAUGCUGAGUUUGCAGGAGUGCAGUGCUCAGUGUUUGAGUCUCCUUACCCCAUGACUAUGGCGCUGUCUGUGCUGGUCACUAUAGAGAUGUGCAAUGCCCUCAACAGUUUGUCAGAAAAUCAAUCUCUACUCAAAAUGCCUCCGUGGUCAAACCCCUGGCUGGUGGGAGCCAUCUGUCUCUCCAUGGCCCUACACUUCCUCAUCUUAUAUGUGGACCCUCUUCCUGUCAUAUUUCAGAUCCGGCCGUUGUCUUGGCCCCAGUGGGUGACUGUUCUCAAGAUGUCCCUGCCUGUUAUUUUAAUGGAUGAAGCCCUGAAAUUCUUGGCCAGAAACUACAUUGAGCCUGGCAGCGAUCUGCAGCUGGAGGAGGAUGGAAUCGCAGCCAGCGGAGUGACUGGCAAGCUGCAACGGGCAUUUAGGGGUGUGUCCUGGUCAUUUGUGCUCAUCUCUGGCCCAUUGCUGGUCUGGAUCUUCAGCCUGGACUCAGACAUUACCAACAUCUUCUGGGAUUAGAAAGAAGGAAGAUGUGUGUGAGUGCGUGUGUGAGUAUGUCUGAGUCAGAGAGAGAGGCAGGCAGAAAAGAAGCUGAUAAGCAGAAGCAGUAAAAAACGAUCCAAUACAGAACAAAUUUGGAGCUCCGUUUGAAAAACCAAGAUGUAGGGAUGAAAUCUAGAGCAAGACCAGGACAAUCACAGAUAAAGGAAUGCUGGGAAAUAUUAGGGACAUAUAGAGGAAGGGAAAUUGAAAUUGGCAUGUUUUGUGCUCAUGACCGCCUUCUUCAGUUUAUCUGUGUGUCACUGGUUUUGCAUUGUUCUUCGGUUUAUUAUUUGUAUUAUUUAUUUAUUUUUUAAUACACAUACAUCUGUAUUCGUUUUAGUUUUAUGAAAUAAGUUGCUUUUUAUGUGUGUAAUUUCUGUAAUACUAGCAAAACCAAAUGUCUUAUAUUUUCAGGUGAGACAUAACAAUGUUGGCUCAUCCAUUGGAAUGAAUUUUUAUAAUUUUAACUAAUCCAUGAAAGACAGUGGAAACGUUUGGCACUGCUAAUUACACAGAAAUUACACACUUCCCUUUCAAGCAAUGUAGCUGUGACACCUCAAAAGCAUGGCAAUUGUCUGUCAAAAACUCCUUUUACCACAUGCUGUCACACAUCCCUGAUUUAAUACUUUUUGUUGUAUAUGUCUUAUUUGGAAUGAAGGAAAAUUUUGUGGGCCCCUAAGACAAUUUAACUAAAUAUUAGGCGUUUUGCUUUAAGUCAAAGCAAGUUCAAGUUCAAGUAAAUUCACCAAGAAGACUGUAAAAAAAUGUUGUUUAACCUCUGGUGUGAAUAAUGCCAAGUUCCAUUAGUUAUCUGUUUGAUGUUUCCUCACUUGCUUGGGAUAAAACAAUUUUUUUUUUUUUUUUUUUUUUUUUGUAGCAAAAUACAAUACUCAAUACUAACAUACUUAUGUCUCUGGCAUUUUCUUUUUAUUAUUUGUUUGGUACCCAAACCAUUGUUUUAUUUUUUCAUUUUUUAAUCAAGUCAUAAUGUCAGUUGUCUCUUUUGUUGUGACAUUUAUUUAAGUGUCCUCAGAUUCCCACAGUCAUAUGACGAAAAACAAAUCAUUUCAGCAUCUUACCUGGAAUGCAUCCGUGUAUCUGUAACUGUUUUUGAAAAUUGUCUCUCUCUUAUAUGCCUGCUAUUCAGCAAUGCAUCAAAUUUUAAAUUAAGAAAUACUAUUAACAUUCUUGAAACCGUGUGUCUUAUGAUCUUUUAUUCGGGUAUGCCAGCUAAACUGUGCUUCAUUAAAAAUCUUUAUACAUGUCACACUGCUUGCAGUCACGUACUUUUUUUUUUUCAUGGGGCUUGGGAUUUCUCCACAGUUUUACACAGUUGAUCAUGUUGAAUCAUUACUUUCAAUAUGAAGAGGGGAUUUUUUAAAAUAUUUUCAGUGUGACUGCUUUUGAUUUAUUGCUGUGCCUGUAUGAUGGGAAAUUUGCCUGCUUUUUCACCUUUAAUAGGACCCUCAUCUAACCAGGGGCCAAUUCAUUUUUAUUAAGACCAAACAUCAUUAUCAGGUCUCCAAUCAUUAUAUUCUGGUUACUUUUGGAAAUAGCAUCUGUACUUAAUCAGAGCCCCCCAAAAAAUUGAAAGAAUAGGUUGAAUUCUAUAAUAAGCUUUCAAGUUCCAGGCAAAAAAGGGACAGGUUCAUGUUCAUCAUCAGUUUAUUUAAAGUAAUUGUUUCCCUAACCUAUCUCUGAGGCUUAAUGGGUUUUUUUUCAUUGAAAACCAUUCCAGAAAAAGGAACAUUAUAAAAGAGAAAAACACUGUUCUGUCAUUUUGAUUAUAUUUAUUUAUCUUGAAAAAGAAUACAUUUUGAAUUUAGUAGUAUUUUGUUAUUCAUACAGUUGAUACCAUAACUGUCAUUUAAUCACUGUUUCAUUAACGGAAAUGGAAACUGCUUCAUGAAAUGGAAAAUAAACUCUUGGUUUGAAAUUCA